AUGAGCUCCAUUGAAUCUCAGCAACACCUCAAAGCCAUCCUCCGGGAGAAGACAGAAGACAAGAUGUCUAGCGCCUACUACGAAACGGCUUUCAUCAUUCCCCACAUGCAGACUUCAGCUAUGCCUCGCCGGCCCCGUCAGCCUGCUCCGACAUCGCGGCCGACUAUCGAUGCGAUGGCCUCGGAAUCAACUCUCGUUGACAAGGACGGCGUCCCUGUCAUGUCCAAGGAGAAGAACGAUGCCGCCGGUACCCUCAAUGGGUCUUCAUCACCCAACAAGAGUCUUCUCAAGCGACUUUUCAAGAAGGCUUAG
Messenger RNA from Colletotrichum spaethianum, 312 nucleotides. RefSeq lists its product as uncharacterized. The transcript has 2 exons. The coding region runs from base 1 to 312 and encodes 103 amino acids. The record is from RefSeq and is a predicted model, not a curated record. NCBI's taxonomy places the organism in Eukaryota, Fungi, Ascomycota, Sordariomycetes, Glomerellales, Glomerellaceae.